This is a messenger RNA of Hordeum vulgare subsp. vulgare (domesticated barley), 2275 nucleotides long. Its product is annotated as probable sphingolipid transporter spinster homolog 2. Bases 231 to 2042 code for a protein of 603 amino acids. Gene Ontology annotation, cellular component: membrane. Gene Ontology annotation, molecular function: transmembrane transporter activity. Gene Ontology annotation, biological process: transmembrane transport. The record is from RefSeq and is a predicted model, not a curated record. The transcript is spliced from 17 exons. NCBI's taxonomy places the organism in Eukaryota, Viridiplantae, Streptophyta, Magnoliopsida, Poales, Poaceae.
CACCACCCAGCAGCAAAGCAAAGCGACCCGCCCUCGGAACGACAGACGUUGCGUCGUCGCCACCAACAUCUUCACCGAAUAUCCAUCCACCCGCCAGCCACCACUAUUAAAACCAACCGCCCGCCCCGUGUUAUCCGGUUUCCCGUUCCAGCACGAGCAAUACUCCUGCUGUUUAUAAGCCCCAUGGGAUAGACAGAUACUAGAUAGAUAUUUGGGAAGGAAUCCGGUAUAUGGGCGGAUCCGACGCAGCCCCAGCCGCAAGGGACGACGCCCAGGUCGUGGUGGUUGUGGGAUCCCCCGUCGACGGCUCCCCCUUACCCUCCGCUCCCCCCCUCGUUGCCUCCGCGCCGGCCUCCACGCCAACGGAGGAGGCGGAGGCGGAAGCUAAGCGGGAGCUCUCGGCGCCUGCUCCGCCCGGGGCUCUAGCGGUGGAAGGUAAGCAGGUGGAAGCGGCGGCCGCGGCGCAGGCCAUGGCGGUCACCGUGGUGCGGGACAUCGAGGCGGGCCCCGAAGCCAGCACCAGCGGCUUCGCCGACGACAAGCCCUCCUGGUUCACCCCAAAGAGAUUACUUGUGAUGUUCUGCAUAAUCAACAUGCUAAAUUAUGUUGACCGGGGGGUAAUAGCAAGUAAUGGUGUCAAUGGCAGCCGUGGCAGUUGUUCUGGUGGCACAUGCUCAUCAGGUUCUGGAAUUCAGGGUGAUUUCAGUCUAACCAACUUUCAAGAUGGCGUGUUGUCCUCGGCAUUUAUGGUAGGGUUGUUGGUGGCUUCCCCGAUAUUUGCGUCAUUGGCAAAAAUACACAAUCCUUUCAGGCUUAUUGGCGUCGGAUUGUUAGUAUGGACUAUUGCAACAGCUGGCUGUGGGUGCUCGUUUGAUUUCUGGUCAAUUACUAUAUGUCGCAUGUUAGUUGGUGUUGGUGAAGCUUCGUUUAUAAGUCUCGCAGCUCCUUUCAUUGAUGACAAUGCACCAGCAGCACAGAAAACUGCAUGGCUUGCUAUGUUCUACAUGUGUAUACCCACUGGGAUAGCACUGGGUUAUGUUUAUGGUGGGUUGGUUGGAGGUCAUCUGCACUGGCGUGCUGCUUUCUGGGGAGAGUCAAUUUUGAUGCUUCCUUUUGUCAUUCUGGGCUUUGUGAUAAAGCCACUAGAGCUCAAAGGAUUUACUCACAACAACAAGACAAAAGAGUAUGGUCCAAUGCUCAGUCCGGAGCUUCAAGAUGAGACAAGUAAUAACGGAAUAAAGCAGGGUAUGCCUGCUGUAGUUGAGGGCCUUGCAAAAAAGCUUCCAGAAAAGUCUUCCCUCUCCAGUUUCGGGACGAAAGUUAUGAUUGAAAUCCAUCAUUUUGGGAAAGAUAUGAAAGAAUUGCUACAAGAGCGAGUCUAUGUUGUCAAUGUUGCAGGUUACAUCUUCUACAACUUUGUGAUUGGUGCCUAUUCCUACUGGGGUCCCAAGGCUGGUCAGGAUAUCUACCACAUGGCCAGUGCAGAUCUAAUGUUUGGCGGAAUAACAAUAGUGUGUGGAAUAUUUGGAACCCUUGCAGGGGGUUUCAUCCUUGACAAGAUAAACUCUACAAUUUCUAAUGCUUUCAAGCUUCUUUCUGGCGCAACUUUCCUAGGGGCGAUAUUUUGUUUCGGUGCCUUUUGUUUCAAGAGCCUUUAUGGGUUCAUACCCUUUUUUUCAGUGGGGGAGCUCUUGGUUUUUGCAACUCAGGCUCCAGUAAACUACAUAUGCCUUCAUUCUGUGAAACCAAGUUUGCGGCCAUUAUCAAUGGCUAUGUCUACUGUUUCAAUCCAUAUAUUGGGUGAUGUGCCUUCCUCACCCCUUGUUGGGUUAAUUCAGGACAAACUCCAUAACUGGAGAAUAACGGCGCUUUUGUUGACAUCCGUCUUCAUUGGUGCAUUUGGAUUUUGGUUUUGGGGCAUAUUUUUGAAUAGUGUUGAUCGUUUCAAUGAGCAGAGCGAGCAUGGUGUUCCUGCCACUGAGAGAUCAAACCUCAGGCCAUUGCUUGAUGAUGGAAACGAUGAAGCGCGCACUUCUGAAUGAUGAGUGAGGUCAUCGACCAAGAUGUCUUUUUCUUUCUUAGCCGGAUUAUUUCGGCCGUGCCAGCAAGCAUUGUGAAAUGUAAAUUUGCAUGUCCGUUGGCUGUACCUGUACAUAAAUCAUCAUUUGCUCUAUUGGUCUUCUUGGCUUUUGUGUACAGACUGCAGAUAACUGUAACAGAGUAUGUAUCAGUCGUGUAACUUAUCAGAAAGGUGGGUAAUGUUUGCACAUGUCAA